Molecule: messenger RNA, 8546 nt
Organism: Passer montanus (Eurasian tree sparrow)
Lineage: Eukaryota; Metazoa; Chordata; Aves; Passeriformes; Passeridae
Gene: SKIL
Product: SKI like proto-oncogene
Exons: 6
Coding region: 1451-3526 (691 amino acids)
Biological process (GO): negative regulation of BMP signaling pathway
Cellular component (GO): nucleus
Molecular function (GO): SMAD binding; DNA-binding transcription factor activity, RNA polymerase II-specific; RNA polymerase II cis-regulatory region sequence-specific DNA binding
Source: RefSeq, a predicted model, not a curated record
CGUGCCCGGAGCGGGGCCGGCGGCGCCGGGUGAGUCACGGCGCGGGAGGGAGCGGCGGCGUCCCGGGAGGGGCUGCGGGGCCGGGGGUCGGUGCCCGGCUGGGGGGCGGCUGGUGCCCCGUCCUUUCGGGCGUGCACGCCGGCAGAGCCGCUCCGGACCGCCCCCUCCCCCGGCGGUGUCGCCCGUCGGUCGGGGCUUGUCCCGGUGUUCCGCGAGUCCCUGGGAAACGCACCCUGCCUCUGGUUUGGGUGGCAGGGGGCCCUAAAGCCCAUCUCAGUCCGGCCUCCCCCGCCAUGGGCAGGAACGCCUUCCACUGUCCCAGGCUGCUCCAGCCUGUCCUGUCCCCUGCUCCUGUCCAACCUGGCCUUGGACGCUUCCAGGGAUGGGGCAGCCACAACUUCCCUGGGCAACCUGUGCCAGUACCUGACUGCUGCUAUCACAGGGAAUAAUUUCUUCCUUCUAUCGAAUCAAAACCUUCCCUCUCUCUGUUUAAAGCCAUUCCCACUUGUCCUGUGACUCCUGUCACACUUUUGCCCUUGUCAAAAGUCCCUCUCCAGCUGUCUUGAAGCCCCUGUAGGUACAGAGCAGACCCUGGGAUUGCUUGUGAUGGCCUCUCUCUCUUUCACAGGUUAUCAGGAAGGACGGGCAGAACUCUGUGCUAGCACACGGCAUGCAUUCAGCCCAUGGCCUGGAUCUCACCUCUAUUGCUAAUAACUUGGGCUGGGAAAAUUCUGACACACGCCAGUGACAUCUGGGCGAAAGGUGACUCUCUAGGGACGUUUAGUUUUUGCCGUCGAGCUGGAUCAGCCUUUAAUUUCAGGAUUUAUUUGUGAGCUGCCAUAGUAGCUGUCACAGUCGUGGUGGUGAAAUCAUAAAGCUGGCAGCACAAUAAAGCAAGCCCUUAAGAUUGUGUUUGAUCUCUGGGAGCUGAAAGUGCUGAAUAAAAUUUUCACACAACUUAAACUACGUUUUGGAUCAGUUUCGUUAAGAUUGACGUUCUUCUAACUGAGCCCGUUUUUCUAUUUUAAUAUUUAAAUAGAGACUUAUUUGAAAAGACAGUAUAUUUUUUAAAGGAAAAAAAACGAUUGAAGAUGAACAUGCAUCAGUGCAUCAUUUUUUACUAAAUUGCUGGACAAGACUACUGUGUGAAGUAGUGGCUAGGGUAUGAAGAGAACCUUUUCUAUACAUAUUGCAUUGGGCUUUUUAUAUUAUAAAAUUGAACAAAUAACUGAGAAAACAGUGUAACCUCUCCAUUAGAAAUUUUAUGGUAUUACAUGCAAAAUGGGUUACAAUUUUUACUGUUGGAGGCUGAAGAAGUAAUGUUUUAAUGAAAGGAGCAUGCAGCUUGGUGUACCUGAGGUAAUCCAAGAUCACGUGAAACUAUUUUUUAUAUGAAAAAGCAAGAAAAUGCACAUUCAAGACUGGCUUAAUUAAAGCUCAGUGUUUAGCAAUGGAAAGCCCACAGAUAAACUUCCCUCUAGGUCUGGUUUCAGACCAAAAAAGGAGCAGGAUCCAAGAGGAUGGGAGUCCUCCACUGAAAAAAGCAAUGACAGAAAUGCAUGUAAAUAACAAAGUACAGGUAGUAAUAAAUAAAUUGCCAACAAUAAAGAAGGAAAACCUGGAUGACUAUGACGAAACUCCGGUGGAGGCUGAUGGGGAAACCACCAAGCCAAACAGUGCUUCACUAUCUGAGCCUUUGAGUUUAAAUCCAGGUUUGAAACACACGUUGGCACAGUUCCACCUGAGCAGCCAGAGUUCACUGGGUGGACCUGCAGCUUUUUCAGCUCGCUGUUCCCAGGAAAGUAUGUCACCCACUGUCUUCCUGCCUCUCCCAUCACCACAAAUCCUCUCUGGUCCGCUGCUCAUCCCCCCAGACAGCUCCACGGAACUCACGCAGACCCUGCUGGAGGGGGAAUCCAUCUCUUGUUUUAAAGUCGGAGGAGAAAAAAGACUUUGCCUGCCUCAAGUGUUGAAUUCGGUGCUCCGAGACUUCUCCUUGCAGCAGAUCAACACGGUGUGUGAUGAGCUCUAUAUCUACUGCUCCAGGUGCACUUCUGACCAGCUUCACAUUCUGAAGGUUUUGGGAAUUCUUCCGUUCAACGCUCCGUCCUGUGGGCUCAUCACGCUGACGGACGCUCAGAGACUAUGCAAUGCUUUACUGCGCCCUCGCACCUUCCCCCAGAGCGGCAGCUUCCUCCCUGGCAAGAACACCUUGGCCCAGCUGAAAGAGACUGGCAGUGCCUUCGAAGUGGAGCACGAAUGCCUGGGCAAGUGCCAGGGGUUGUUUGCACCUCAGUUCUACCUUGCCCCGGAUGACCCUUGUAUCCAGUGCUUGGAAUGCUACGGGAUGUUCUCGCCCCAGACCUUCGUGAUGCAUUCACACAGAUCCCCGGACAAGAGGACCUGCCACUGGGGGUUUGAGUCGGCCAAGUGGCACUGCUACCUGCACAUUAACCAAAAAUACCUGGGCACGUCAGAGGAGAGGGAGCUGAAGCAUCUCCUGGAGGAAAUGAAGGAGAAAUUCAGCGAGAAAAAUCAGAAAAGAACUCGGUCCAAAGCAGAGCCACAGCAGAACCUGGAAUUACCACAGUGGUAUCCAGUUAUAAAGCAAGAAGCAGAAACUGAUCCUCAACCACCUUCCUUUUUCCACCCCAGUUACUACCUUUAUAUGUGUGAUAAAGUGGUUGCCCCGAAUGUGUCUCUUGCAUCUCAAUAUAAGGAUGUUGCAAAAACAUCAGUAAAAGCUUCAGAAGUUAAUAAAUCCUCACCUGGGCAGUCAGAGAAGAAGCUCAGUAGUGGAAAGCACAAAAAACCUGCCUCCUAUCCAGAGCUUUCUCUUGAAGAACAGGAAAAAAUUGACUUGAAAACUGGGGUGGAGCAGCCAAAUAAACGUUUAGACCCUCCCGUGACAGCUCGUUCUGCGAGAGGUGCAAAGCCUGAGCGCGUUUCUUCCAAGAUCACCAGGGACUCUGGCCGUGCUGAGGGAGCUGCUGAUGCACGAACCUUGUCCCCCACGCUCAUGAAGGACAUCAGCUGUGAGGAUGACAAGGGGAGGAUCAUGGAGGAAGUCAUGAAAACCUACAUCAAGCAGCAGGAGAAGCUGAACACGAUUCUGCGGAGGAAGCAGCAGCUCCAAAUGGAAGUGGAAAUGUUAAGCAACUCUAAAGCUAUGAAGGAACUGACUGAAGAGCAGCAGAACUUACAAAAAGAACUCGAAUGUUUGCAAGCAGAGCAUGCACAAAGAAUGGAAGAAUUUUAUUUUGAGCAGAGGGACUUAGAGAAGAAACUGGACCAAGUGAUGAAGCAAAAAUGUAGCUGUGACUCCAAUCUGGAAAAAGAUAAAGAAGCUGAAUAUGCAGCACAGCUGGCAGAGUUGAGGCAGAGGUUGGACCAUGCAGAGGCAGAUAGACAGGAGCUCCAGGAUGAACUGAGACAGGAACGAGAGGCCCGGGAAAAGCUGGAGAUGAUGAUAAAGGAACUGAAGCUACAGAUCCUGAAAUCUUCAAAAAGUGGGAAAGGAAAAUAGGAAUUGGAAGAGGGAGCAUGACUGUGUCCUUCAAACAGGGUGUUUUGGUUUUAAUGAUUGUGAACAAUUUUUGUGUGCUGAGGAAAAGUGUUCUCUAUGGAUUUCUAUUUCCCAGACAGGUCCAGAUGAAGAUAUACAUAGAUAUAAAUAAAUAGAGAUAGACAUUUUUAGAUUUUCCUAGCAAUGAAAAUCUGCAUUGAUUUGUACUGGUGUUUUUCUCAAACAAUGAAAAAUAGAAAACUCUUGAUUUAGAGUGACCAGUUUCUGUCUAUUUCUAAUGCAGUCUUAAGGACUCUACACCUUUUAACAUUGUCUGUUAAAACAUAUGUGGGUAUCUUUAUUUUGCUAUCAAUUGCACAUCCAGUUAUAAAAGUACAUUGAAAAUAUCCUCAAUUCUUCAAGGUCUUAAAUAGUUUGGGUUUCAGUGAGAAUUAAAUAUUCUUGAACUGAGGAAACUAAAGGCAGCUUUUUGUCUGUAAGGCAGAGCUCAAAAUUGCCACAACUGAUUGAUGAUUGAGUAUCAAAAGUGAUUUACCAGCAUGAGUUUUUCCCAUAAUUUCAUUGUGUGAAGUCAGCUGAUCUUUGCAGUAUUGUCUAUUAACAGCUCAUUAUCAAUCUAAGGAGUGUUAAAGCCAGCACUUGCUUGCUCUGCUGGAAAACAUUAGGGGUUGGGGUUAUUUUGUUUCAUUUUGGAUUUGUGAAUUUAAAAAAAAUUGCAAUUACAGUGGAAUCUUGGGAAGUUAAAAAUUCACAAGCUUUCUUCUGUUUUUUUUCUGUCUAGUACAUGUGAAAGAAACAUAAAAAAAAGGCUUAAAGGUGGGGCUUUUCCUUUUAGAAACUGAGAAAGCUUUACUUAACUGUUUUUCAGAUAUUAACGCUUUCAAGAAAAAGAAUAUUUAUUAAGGAAUAUGUAUUAAUUUCUUCAGUACCCUAAGCCUCCACACUUUGAGCUUCUUGCCAACUUGUGGAUUUUUCUUUCAUCAUAUAGAACAGGCCUUAACUGACAUUGUGAUCAUAGCUUAAAAUAUAAAAUUCUGAGGUAUGGCACUUUGAAAAAUCAUUUUGAUAGUCUCUGUAUUUGAACGGCAUGGUAGGGUUACCAUGAAUUAAGAAAAUACAGCAUGUUUGUUAAGCUAUAACAUUGGGAAAUGUGUAAUUGUACAGAAUUACUGUUUUAUGUAUGUAUAUAAUGUCUGAGUACUUCUGAAGUCUGGUUCCUAGUGGGUUAAAUGCAUGGCUAAAGUUGGAUGAAGAAAAACUUUUUUGCACUUCUCUCCAAAAAAUUGGAUACAGCUGGCAGAUGUCAGCUGAUCAUGUCAGUGAUAGGAAUAUUUUAGUAGUUCUAGUGUCUCAAGACAUAAUUUUAACUUGUGCUUUUACUUUCUGGUUUUGAGGUACUUAAGUUGAAUAUUCUCAUAAUAAUUCAGUUAAUUUUGGAUGAAACCACUACUAAAAACCUACACUGAUUUUUUUUUUUCCCCUCAGCUAGUAAAACUGAAAACUCCUGUUCUUUUUUGUUUCUCUGUUAGUGAUAUAACAAGACUGAAUAUUGCAGAGAAAGAUAAAAUUGCACAUAUCUUUAAAUUGAAUGAGAAAUGAAGUGGUAAAUUAAAUGACACAGAGUAUUAGGAUGAUUUUUAAAAUAAUUGUAUUUUGUUUAUGAGCUCUGUGUCAUAUUUACACUGACAAGUAAAAGCAAGUUAGAUUAAAAAAAAGAAAAGUCAGUGUUGAGAAUCAUAGAAUGGUUUGGGUUGGAAGGGAUCUUAAAGAUCAUCUAGUUCCACCCCCUGCUGGAAAAGAGUACCAGGAUUAUAUUUUUCUCUUCUUCAGCGCCCAUCUCAAAUUUUUUCCUUUGGAAAGGAAACAAAAAUUUCAAAAAAAAAGGAAAAAAAAGGAAAAAAACAAACUAAAAAGGAAAAGCCUGUCUUUGCAGCUUGGUUUGGAGGGAAAGGUGCUGACUGAAUGUUUCUGGUUGUGUGUGCACCUCUCGCUUUACAAACACCAGGGAUGUUUUGUUGUGCAGCCGCCAGAGCCGUGGCACAGGGAGAGCAGGCAGGGGCAUGGCUGGAGGUGGGAUGGCUGGGGAGCAGAGCUGGAGGCUGUGCAGUGCAUUGGCAGAGCCUGUGCUGGAUGAGCUGGGAAUGGGGAAAUCCCACCUGGCUGCUGCUGAAGGAUGGAGAGAGCUCCUUUGUGCUGCUGCUUGGGGUUGUGGGGCAGGCUGAGGCUGUGGGUUCUCACAGCUGCAGUGCCUGGUGCACCACAGUAUUCAUAGCUGAGCUGUGGGAUGUUUGGAACCCUGCUGGGAUUAUUCUCUUAGUAGGAUGGUGAAUAUUCCAUUUCCAUUCAGGUCUUGUCUGUGUCCUUGUCCUGCUCAGAUGUUCCCCUUGGCCAGUGGUUGUUCAGCAGUGGCCGUGGAGGGCUGGUGCAGCCCAGGUUGCUGUGCCUCAGCCAGCACUAGGGUCACUGCUGGAGGCUCUGGAAAUGCUGUGGCCUUCCUUUGCACCAAUGAAAAGGUGGCCAUCCUUUGUACCAAAAUUUUCACUGUUGCAAGAACUCCAGCAGCUAUAGGAAGUUUCACCAAUUCCAAUUGCAGAUAAGGCCUCCUACUUAUUUUUGAACAUCUGGCUGGUAAAGCCAAUGGAACAUUUAUUAAAAUGACCUUAAAAGUAGCUUUGUAAAUAUUCCAUUUAGUUAAUCUAAAGUUAGAAUGCAUUUUAAAUUAUUGUAAUCCUCUUAAAAUUCUUAAAUACUACUUUCAGGCUCUUGACGUAACAUAAACAAUUUUCAUAUGUGUAGACUUAAUUUUAUACUGAUUUUAAGUAAUAAUGUAUACAUGAAUGUGCCAUAGACCUUUGUGUGCUCACAGUCUCUGAAAGAUAGUUUUUUAGUAAAUUGUAAAUAAUGCUCUUAAGUUUUAGAAAAAAAUAUAUGUUGACCUUUUUUUUUGCUACCUUAUCCUAAUUCUGUUGAAUGGUUCAUUUUACAGCCUGACAUAGGAACUUGGAAUGCACACUUGAGGGCCCUCACUUAAGUGCACACUUAAUGGUAGAGACUAAAUCAGUCAUUAGGUCUUUGCUUUUAGUCAUAGCAUGCUCAUUUUAUGUAUUAUUUGGUUUGCCUUCAAUCAUUGCUUACUGAUCUUUUCAGGCAAGAACUAAUUUUCCCAGGUAGUUGUGACAUGAAACCUGUAGAACAAAGCCCUAAAAUUGUCUAUAAUUUGAAAGUUGCUUUCUUAAACACCUACACCAAGAUGGAAGUUGCCUAGUGCACCUUUUGGAAUAAGUAGGAUUGGGGGUGAAUACCUAAUUUGCUCCUAUACUUUUAUAAAAGAGAAGUUUAACAUGCUUUGUAUACUUUAAUCAAUAAAAUAUGAGAGCUUAGAGGGUAAAACUCCUGUAAUUUUGGCAGUCUGGAAACACCUCACUCACAGUGUAACCAGGUGUCCCUCAAUGAAAGAGAUUUUAUCUAAAUCUCCAAACUUAGUUAAGUCUGUGUUUUAGUUUUUGUAAAGCAUAUCAUUCAGUUGGAGUAUUUAGAUGAAUGUAGUUAUGUUUCACAUUCUUAAACUAAUUUUAUUCUAUAUUUAAUAUAUUGAUAGCAUAGGUGUAAAACCAUCUGUACAUAGUAAAGGCAUAAUGCAAUUAGUGAUGUAGGAAAAGUGGGUGGGAGCAUAAAGCUACUGGUGGCCUGAAAAAUAAGUCUUGGCCUGUAUUUUAGAAGUCACAAUGUUUUAUUCAUACAUUCUUGUUUUGUACUGGGGGAGGGGAUAGCUAGAAUGUGUUAUGAAAUUUUUGGAAACCUUUCCUAGCAUUAGUUGGGAAGUUGGCCUCGAAAUGGUGUCGUGGUCAGCUUCCUAGAAUUCACUUGUUUGUAGAGUAUAUAUUUUGAUUGUCAGUAAAGAUAACAACUUUGUAUUUUUUCUGCACUUAAUUCGUGUAAUUAAUCCACACAACAGAGUUUUCUAUAACAUGGUGGAGUCUACAAAAGAGGUAAUUUCUCCUACCUAUUAAUCUGUGCUUGCAAUACUUUGGUAAUUUUAUUUAAGCCAUUGCUAGUAAGCAGCAGAAAGCUGCAAAUUUCAAUUUUCUUUUUGCUCAUUACAUUUGUAGUGUGAGUGUUCAUUGGUUUUCUUUACAGAAAGCUUGUAGAAUUUUCUAUUUGCUGAAUAUAUCUAUUUAAAAAAUGCAGUUAUUUUUAGCUUUUGUGAAAGCAGUUAUUGCUUACGAAUUGCACGACGAUUUUAUAGUGUGUCUCCAUUACUUAGCAAAUUGUUUUUUUCAGGGUUAGUGGUUCAGUUGAAAAAUGCUUGAAAAAUAAGUUUUAAGCACUUCAUCAAGCACAGCAAACACAGUAUAAAAUUUUGCUAUUUGAAAUUUAAUUAAGUGUAACGAUAUCAAUUGAAUUUUUUUUCUUCUAAGAGAUACCUCACUUAAAGGAAAGCACAGCUGUACUGUAUUUAAACAAAUUCUAGGAAAUAAUAAAAAGUUGGUCUGAAAUAUUUCGUUGCCAUCACGUUGCUUUCUGUGAUUGACAGAACAUUUUUUGUGUUUUCAUCCUCACUCUCUGAAAUAUUUAUUCCUGUUGACAUGCCAGUAUAAUUCUCUCAGAUGACAGAAAGUAGCUGCAAAACAGCUGAGUCCGUGUUAGCUCAAGGCAACAGGUUGAGUGACAAUUCUGAAACCAUAGGAAAAGCCUGUGAAAAACGAUCAGUGCAUUCAACAAUUUUCAAUACUUUGCCAAUGAUGUACAGUCUUAUUGUCAGCGUUGCUGUGGUUGCAUCACAUGACACACAAAACUGUCCUCUACCUCACGUGAGAUUUAACAGAUAUUUUAUAUGGUUUUAGUAGACAAGAUGCACCUAUCUGGUCACUUAGUUUACAAAUUUUGAAUUAUAUUUAUUGAAACAUGGCAUACUGUGCUCUUAGCUUAUACCUCAAUUGUAUUUUGUGCUGUUAUCCAUUUCCAUGCCUUGUAAAUACCUGUAUAGAUCGUGGACUCAAAAACAAAUAAAGAACUGUAA